AUGUUGAGGGCACCGUAUGUGCGGGCCGCGGUGGCGGGGCACACGUGUCUUCUGCCUCCGUUGGAGUAUCGUAGCGGCGGCCGCCACGGGGCGGCAUCGAUGCUGGCGCAGCUGCGAGGCCUCGAGGAGGCGGGGGGCCCGGCGACCGCCGACGCGGCGCCCUCGCUGGCCCUGUGGCUUUACCGCUCCUCGCUGCUGCGGCGGCUGUGGCUUGAGGGCAUCGUCUUCGACGCCGUUGCGGCGCACGGACUCACCGCGCGGGACCUGACGGCGUUGCUGCACCGCACCCUUCAAACCCCGCCGUGCCUGCGCGGCGAGGACGCCGCCGCUCAGGAGGAGGCCGUCGGACUUGUGCGGGGCGUCCAGAGGGAGUUCGCGCUGCGCAUACUAGGCGCCAUUGUGGACGAGAAACAGUGGCGCUGGACGCUGCGGGAGGCGUGGGACUGUGCCGCGACGUUGGUCGGGGACUCCGUGCACCCCGACGAUGUGGUGAGUCUCUCGCUGCUGCUGCCGCUGGCGCGGCGCCUGGCGUCGCGGGGCGAUGGGGGACGCACACUCCAUGCAGGGCUGCGGGAGCUGCAGGCGCGGAAACUCCACGGCGGCGUCUUGUGGUUGCUCGCGCGACGCGCUGCCCCGACCCCUUGGCCUGAGCAGAAGUUGCUCGAGGCCGCAACCGCGGCGGCCUGUGCGGCGCCCGCGUGUGUGAUGCUGAGCGCGUCGGGCAGCAGCGCCACCGGCGACGACGAGGCUCGAAUGGCUUCGGCGGUGCAGGCGGAGGACGCCUCUGCGGCGACGCCGCAGGACAGUGUCUUCCUCCCCUUUUGGCGCCUGCUUCUCUACGAAAUGGUUCACCACGCGCAUGCCGUGCUGCGCGACCCGACGGCGCCGGAGCGGCGGCAGGCGGGGGCGCUUCUUUCCCUGCGACGUGUGCUGUGCUCCUUUCGCCGCCACGGCCGCGUGCGUCCGGUGCUGGAGCUGCACCUCGCCCUCACGGCGCCCUGGCGAGGAUGUUCACAAACCGACCCCUCCGCCGCGCAGGCACGCUACGCCCCCCUCGUGUUCCGAGAGGCACUGCUGCUGGACGCCUACGCGCUUUUGACGCUUGGGCACGUGGGCGAGACAGCCGUCGACGUGGACGAGGCAGUCGUGAGGGGAGUAACGACGAUCCAGUCCCGUUGCCUCUCCCACCUCGAGGCCCUUGCGCAGAACGAGCCAGAGGCGGGCUUCGACCGCGACGCCAUGGGACUACAUCGCGGCGCGCGGGCGGGCGUGCAGCGACGCCUGCGUGAGGGCAUUCGGCUCUCCUUCAAGUUGCUGCUGCGCCGUGGCGCGUACGAGACCAUUCGUCAGACCCUCGCGCGUUGCCCUGCACUUGGCGGCACAUGGGAGGGUGGCAAGGCCCUUGUGAUGCUCGGUAGGCACAUGGAGGCGGUGUCCGUCUUCACAGACUUUUUAAAUAGCACGCGACAACACUUUGCCUCUGGAAUUCCGCGGCACAUUCGUGCCAUGAUGCUUGAGGCGGUGGAGGGGGCUGCAAGAGGUUGCCUGAGCGACCCCGGCGGCGUGCCCGGGCGGCUGCUUCACCUGUACGAACUCACACGGACCUGGGACUUUCCCGUCCCCGCCGCCGUGACGUUUGCCGCCAUUCUCAGCGCAUGCUGUGGCGACGGCGCGGCGCCAGCGGGCCACACGGCCGGAGACGGGAGGCGGCGGUUAGACUUGAUGGCCACGCUGCUUCGUCGCCAUUUGGCGGUUGCCGCGUACGUUAGGGAUGGACUUCUUUUGGCGACGGUUGAAAUAUAUGUGGCGCUUCUGGCGGAGUGCCGGGAUGGCGCGCUGCCGUCACAUCUAGAACUGCUACACGCGCUGCAGCGGGCACACCCUGGGCUGCCCGUGUACCGCGUGGCGCUGCUGCACUUUUUGCGCGUCGGCCACCGGGACGCCGUGACCGCCGUGCUGCAGCACAUCGUCCCUAGUUGCACGGAUGCCGUCGUUUGUUUGACGCCGUUGCAGGAGCUGCCGCUCGCCGCGCUGGAGGCUCUCUCGCGACACGUGGCGCAGACAGAGUGCGGGGGGCAGCGCAUGCUCUCCGCCGUGGGGACUGCGCUGGAGUGCCGCCGGUUUGCGGAGGAGCAGCGACUGCCGUGGCAGUGUCAUUUGUGUCGUCACUGGAACAAGAAAAACGCCUCCGCGUGCCGGCUGUGUGGCUCCCUGGAGCUCGCAGUGGUGCGCUGUCGCGCGUGUGGAGGAUUUUCUCCCACCAGCGCCCCCGACUGCCUGCUGUGUGGCGCCGAAACACACGAGCGUGCGGGCGAGCAAGGAGUGCCGCAUGUGAAGGAGGACUGCAGCAUUUUUCCCCUGCGAAAGUGGCGCUGUGGGCGAUGCAAUCACACAAAUGAGCCACACCACGUGUUUUACUGCGCAAAGUGCGGGUCCGUUCAGCCGGCGCUGGAGGAGGCCUUAACGCAGACGUCGUUCCACUGCCACGUGUGCAGCCGCCACAACCCGCUUGGGCUGCUGCGGCCCUGGUGCCCGGCGUGCGGUACACUGAGCCCAGCUGCGGCUGCGGGGCCACCAAAGACCUUGUGGCGGUGCGUGGAAUGCCACACCCUCACACCGUGGCUCCUCACACAUUGCCAGGGCUGCGGUGGAACGAAGCCGGCGGCAACGUCACGCUUCGAUACCCCCUGGUUCAGUCCUGUUUGCAGUAGCUGCAGGGCGACCAAUCCCGCCUGGGGCGUCGUUUGCCAUGGCUGCGGAGCGAGGCUGGCCGCUGCCAGAGAAAACGAGGAUAAGCGGGGGGAGGAAUUGGAGGUCAACCCUGCGGGUGGUGAAGUUUCUGCGGACGCCGGCCCCACUUCGUGCCGAAGCUGUGGCCGCUCGCGCCUCGAGGAGGGCGAGGUGGCCUGUCAAACCUGCUUUGCUCCCCGCCCCGGCGCCGCCUUUCUGCUUUGGGUGUGCCUGCGGGGGAACUGCCUGGGCGUCAACCUGCACCGUGCGGCGGGCGAGGGGUUGCUGGUGUGCGGCCACUGCGGCGUCGCACACGACCUUGCCGUUGUCGGGCGCCACAACUCCAAUCCCCUGCGCUUCCGCGAGCCCUGCGCCUCCGUGCGGGAAGGCGGCGGCGGCGGCGAGGAUCCCCCGCUGGCGGCUCCAAGUGCCUUGCUGCUUCCCGUGCCGUCUGCCCCGCGCGUGUGUUUCGCCUGCGGUGCCUACUUGCAGCUGCAGAAUGUGGCUCAGAUCUGUCCGGCGUGUUUUCACUGCGGCUACGCUUCGUCCCACUCCUCAGGUGCUUCUGCCGCCGAGCAUGACGUGGCGCUUCGUCUGGCGCUCCAGGCCACGCUGCAGGCGCUUCACCGCGUGGAGAAAGGCCUCGUUUCCCGCCCCAACGCGUUGUCGCUCCUUCGCUCCACGACCCUCGCAUUCCAACGCGCACGCGAGCCGCAGCUUCCGUGGCGCGGCUGCGACCUCUCGAAUGGCAUGCGUUGCUGUGUGCGUUCGCGGGUCCCAGUGAUGGAGGAUGACACGGUCCACAGCUCCGUCCGCGACGUGGCGGAGCUCAUCCGAAGCGUUUGCGCGAUCGCCUCCUCGACUGCGACGACCACGACCGAUGCGGCCGGCAGCAGAGAGGAAUUCACGGCCACCUCAGGGCUGGAGCGGCGCGCAUGGGUUCUGCUCGCCCUCGACUGGGUCGACCUCAUGAACCGCACAACGGAGUACGACGAGUUGGGGUUUGACGUCCUGGCACAACUCUGCAUGGUGGUGCGGCCGCAGCAGGGUGCCCACAUUCACCGCGAGACCCGCUGGGCGUACUUGCGGCACAUGAAGCUGCCGAGGGAGUGGUUCGUUAACGGCGUCGUUUGCCCAACUUGCUUGCUCCCCAAAACAGGUGAGACUCGGGAGGCGGCACACACAUGCCGCUGUAAGGUACGUGUGACGGACGCUGCUAAGACGCAUGCGCCAGUUCUGACGACAACAUUCUGA
This is a messenger RNA of Trypanosoma conorhini, 3984 nucleotides long. RefSeq lists its product as uncharacterized. Lineage: Eukaryota; Euglenozoa; Kinetoplastea; Trypanosomatida; Trypanosomatidae. The transcript has a single exon. The record is from RefSeq and is a predicted model, not a curated record. Bases 1 to 3984 code for a protein of 1327 amino acids.